Molecule: messenger RNA, 869 nt
Organism: Leptonychotes weddellii (Weddell seal)
Lineage: Eukaryota; Metazoa; Chordata; Mammalia; Carnivora; Phocidae
Source: RefSeq, a predicted model, not a curated record
GGGGGGCGCUGCCUCAGCAACUGCAGCCGCAGCCUAGACCGAAGGAGCCGCUCGGGGGGACAGCCCGGAGUCGGGGAGCAGCGAUGAGCAGCCACCCGGACCGCGAGUGCCCGCUGGACGGAGAUACACAUCCACAAGAGAUGAUUCCAAGUAAGAAGAGCGCUGUUCUCGUGGAUGGGGUUGUACUGAAUGGCCCCACGACAGAUGCAAGAGCAGGAGAAAAGUUUGUUGAAGAGGCCUGUAAGCUAAUAAUGGAAGAGGUGGUUUUGAAGGCUACAGAUGUCAAUGAGAAGGUUUGUGAGUGGCGGCCCCCUGAACAGCUGAAACAACUUCUUGAUUUGGAGAUGAGGGACAUGGGAGAGCCACACCACAGGCUGUUGGAGCUCUGCCAGGAUGUCAUACGCUACAGCGUCAAAACUAACCAUCCAAGAUUUUUCAACCAGUUGUAUGCUGGACUUGAUUAUUAUUCCUUGGUGGCCCGAUUUAUGACAGAAGCAUUAAACCCAAGUGUUUAUACGUAUGAGGUGUCCCCAGUGUUUCUGUUAGUGGAAGAAGCGGUUCUGAAGAAAAUGAUUGAAUUUAUUGGCUGGAAAGAAGGGGAUGGAAUAUUUAACCCAGGUGGUUCAGUGUCCAAUAUGUAUGCAAUGAAUUUAGCUAGAUACAAAUAUUGUCCUGAUAUUAAGGAAAAGGGGCUGUCUGGGUUGCCAAGAUUAAUCCUUUUCACAUCUGCAGAGUGUCAUUACUCUAUGAAGAAAGCAGCCUCCUUUCUAGGGAUUGGGACAGAGAAUGUUUGCUUUGUGGAAACAGAUGGAAGAGGUAAGAUGAUACCUGCGGAGCUGGAGAGGCAAAUCUGGCAAGCCAGCAAAGAG